Molecule: messenger RNA, 1143 nt
Organism: Onychomys torridus (southern grasshopper mouse)
Lineage: Eukaryota; Metazoa; Chordata; Mammalia; Rodentia; Cricetidae
Gene: Klf17
Product: Kruppel like factor 17
Exons: 3
Coding region: 1-1143 (380 amino acids)
Biological process (GO): regulation of transcription by RNA polymerase II
Molecular function (GO): DNA-binding transcription factor activity, RNA polymerase II-specific; RNA polymerase II cis-regulatory region sequence-specific DNA binding
Source: RefSeq, a predicted model, not a curated record
AUGGAGCAGGAAAAUAGGUGGCCGGCUGUGCAUCCGACUCCCACGGAUAAUGGGCAGUCAACACCAGUAUCCGUGUCUCCUGGAAACAGUGGAGUUCAUCAGCCACCGGCCACUCAACAUUUAUCGGAGAUGUCCAGGCCUUUUAUGUUAUCUGCUGAGGAAUCCAGACAGAAUGAGGGUGAAGGGAAGUCACAGUUCAUUAUGUCACUACCCGAGCAUAGUGCGAGGUACUCCUCCCAAGUGACUCCUCCACCUUCCCAGAUGUAUCAUCAGACACUAUCUAACCACCAACCAGGGAAAAUGAUUGAUGUGGGAUCCCACAUAUUGCCCUUAGGGAGUCCAGGUACUCUGGGAGUGACCAUAGCCUUUAGAGAGAAUCUGAUUCCUCACAGUGGCCUUCAAGGUUCAGCUUCCAGUGGAGUCCCAGUGAUGGCCCCCAGCAGUGCCCCAACAAUGCCUUGUUCUUUCUCCUCACCACUACCUGCUACCACAGGCUCUUUAAAUGGUGGAAUAUUUUUGGUCCCAGGCAUGCCUUCCCCUGUGACCCAUGCUGUGUCCUGCUCUAUGGAUCAGAUGUUGCACUUAAAUCCCUACAACCCUGGGAUAUCCACACCUAGGCUCCAGCCAUUGCUAAUGUUAGAAUCCCAGGACUCACUUGUGGCCCAGUCAAAUCGCCUGGAAGAAACUUUCGUACACAAGCAGCCCACACCUGCUCCACAGGGGACAGAGAACCCCACUAUUCCAGGAGGGGUACCCAGGAGGCCACCCCCAGUUUCAAGGCCUUACCUCUGCUCAUACAACAACUGUGGAAAAGCUUAUACCAAGCGCUCUCACCUUGUAAGUCACCAACGCAAACACACAGGUGAGAAGCCCUACGUAUGUGACUGGGAGGGCUGUACAUGGUCUUUCUUUCGCUCUGACGAGCUUGGACGACAUAGACGGAUCCACACCAGGGAUCGACCACAUAAAUGCCCCAACUGUGGACGACAGUUCAUGAGGUCUGACCAUCUCAAGCAACACCAAAAAACUCAUCAAACUCACCGGACCCAUCAGCGCCUGCCAGAUUUCCCGACAUCUCAGGCCAACAGUGGACAGACAGAUGGACAGAUAGGUGGUCCUCCUGCUCCUGGUCAGGGGCUUUAG